Molecule: messenger RNA, 1742 nt
Organism: Acanthochromis polyacanthus (spiny chromis)
Lineage: Eukaryota; Metazoa; Chordata; Actinopteri; Pomacentridae
Exons: 3
Coding region: 767-1705 (312 amino acids)
Molecular function (GO): protein dimerization activity
Source: RefSeq, a predicted model, not a curated record
CUGUGUUAGCAUUGCUGAACAACUAGACGAGGGCUACAGAGCUGGCAUUAGAAGGCACAAUGAAGAGGUGACAAAAAAUCGUCACAUACUGUCCAGGAUAAUAGACUGUGUGAAAUUUUGUGGGGCCUCUGAGUUGGCUUUACGUGGCCAUGAUGAGAGUGAGAGCUCUGUUAACCCUGGGAUAUUUCGAGGGUUGGUGGAUUUUGUUGCCUCUCUGGAUGGAGCUUUGAAAGAGCACCUUGAAACUGCCACUGUUUUUAAGGGUACUUCAAAAACGAGCUCCUGGACUGUAUGGUGUCUGUUGCAAGGGAACAAAUAAUAAAAGAAGCCCAAAAGAGUGUUUUUGUGUCAAUCCAGGCAGAUGAGACAACAGAUAUUUCAACACAGUCACAACUUGUGCUUGUACUACGCUACACUGAUGACAAACACAGUGUGCAGGAAAGAUUUUAUGAAUUCAUUCCUCUGCAGUCAGCUACGUCUGAGUCCAUUGCUGCUGCAUUAACAGAGCGUCUUGCUGCCAUCAGUCCUGAGGAUCAGAAAAGGAAGCUAAUCUGCCAGGCGUAUGAUGGAGCCACUGCAAGUGUUCAGAGGAAAAUCAAAGAUGUGUACCCAAAUGCCCACUAUACCCACUGCUAUGCACACCAACUCAACCUGAUCAUGCAGCAGGCCACCGCUCACAUUUCCAAGGUGAGAAUUUUUUUCUGACCUGAGUGGAUUUGCCAGCUUUUUACCCAGAUCAGCCAAGCGUACAGCUGUUCUUGAUAAAAUGGUGGCCCAUAGACUGCCAACAUCCAGCAAUGUCAGAUGGAACUUUCACAGCCGAGCCAUCAACACUGUGUUUGAGCACAGAGAGGAUCUCAUUCAGGGUUUGGAGAACAUACGAGACUCAGGUGACUUUGAUGCCAGUACCAUCAGAGAGGCAGGAGCCGUGGCCAUGCUGCUGGAACAUCAGGACUUUAAGUUCUUUCUGGAACUUUUUCGCCACAUCAUGCCACAUGUGGACCUGCUCUAUGCCAAGCUCCAGAAGAAGAACAUAGAUGCAGUCCACAUAAAAGUGAGCAUCCAGCAGUUUGAACAGGACAUGGAAAACAUCAGAAAUUCUCUCCAUUCCAUGGGUGAGCAAAGAAGUGGCUGUCCGACAGCAAAGAGGCACUCAGUUCAGAGGAUCGUCAAAGGGUUGCAGAAGAGAUCUGCAACACCAUUCUGGGACACACCAAGGAGCUUCUCCUUCAGCGACCGUCUCAUCUGUGCAACCUUGUUGCAGGGGGACAGGUUUGAAGAACAUCACGGGUCAUUUCCUGAAGAGGCACUGCAACGCACUUUGAAGGCCUACCCGAUGCUGAAUGGAAGCAAGCUGAAGACAGAACUCGGUGUCAUCUACAGCAAAGUAGAGUUCAGAGCCUGCUGUGGUGCACUGGACCUAUUCCAGCUGUUCAUGGAGAACAAUCUUGAAGUUGUCUUUUCAGAAACUGUCAAUCUUUUAAGGAUCCUGAUCACCACACCCAUGACCACAGCUGAAGCAGAGAGGUGUUUCUCAACCUUGAAAAGAGUGAAACCUUUUCUCAGAAACACCAUGACCCAGGAAAGGCUGAAUGCCUUGACCAUGCUCUCCAUGGAAAAGAGACUUGUUUGUGAAAUGACAGAUUUCAAUCCGAAAGUCAUUGAUAAAUUGAAGGAGAGGAGAGCAAAAUUUAUGUUCAAGUAAUUGUUUUGUUGUGUUGUAAUGCCCGUCUGCUAGUGUG